Molecule: messenger RNA, 2024 nt
Organism: Aegilops tauschii subsp. strangulata
Lineage: Eukaryota; Viridiplantae; Streptophyta; Magnoliopsida; Poales; Poaceae
Biological process (GO): translational initiation; ribosome disassembly
Molecular function (GO): ribosome binding; translation initiation factor activity
Source: RefSeq, a predicted model, not a curated record
CUCGGCGUGGAGGUUUCUCCCUCGGCCGAGUCCCCUUCCUCGCCGAUCUCCGCCGCCGCCGCCGCCGCCGCCGAGGGGAAGCCAUCCAUGGCUCUCCGCCGCGCCAUCGGGUCCCUCGCCGUCCGCUCGCAGGCAUCAUACUGCCUCCGCCGCGCCGCCGCCUCGCCCCCCACCCUCACGCCUCCUCCGCCCCCGCCUCCGUCCUUCCGCCGCCCGGUCAUCGUCCCACGCCGCUCCUUCGCCGCCCCGCCCCAGCACGUCAAGAAGGUGGCCAAGCACGACGACGACGACGCCGGGCCCCGGCUCAACAACGACAUCACCGCUCCCUUCCUCCGGCUCGUCACCGACCAAGGGCAUGAUGUUGUCCCCAGGCACGAGGCCCUUCAGAUGGCUGCCAGGAUGGGGCUGGACCUGGUUGAGGUUGACCGGAAAUCGGACCCUCCGGUUUGCAAGAUCAUCGACUUCCACAAGGAGAAGUACAUCAAGGAUGUCAAGGACAAAGAGCGCCUAAAAGCCAAGUCUGCUAUUACUUUGCGUUGUGGAGAUAUCAAAGAAGUGCGGUUUAAGGCGAAAACAGAAAUUAAAGACUUGAAGGUGAAAGCAGAUGCAAUUACCAGGCUGAUGGACCGUGGUUACAGGGUGAAGUGCAUGGCGAUGCCCGCAGGUAACGAAGCCGAAGAUUUAGGCGGACCGCUAUCUCGCUUAUUAGGACUGAUUCAAGAUGUCUGUACCGUGGAAAGCGGGCCGCAUUUGGACUCCAAGCAUGCAUAUGUUAUUGUCAGGCACGUGAAGUUUGCAACCAAGAAAGGUGGAAAGAAAGCAAGCAAGGCCAUGGAAGACGCAAGCAAAGGCAGCCCCCGCACCGCUACCUCCGAAUCGCCACCCGCUGCUACUGAUAGCGGGGACGACACAAGUGAACAUGGUCUGGAAGCUGAGGAUGUUGACAAAGCUCCCGCCUAUACCCCCCGUGAAUCUUCACCGCAAAAGAAAGGGCAAGAUAGAGGGUUUAGAGGCAGCAACCGCGGUAACUUGGACAAGAGCACUGGUGCUGGAGGAAACAGGAUUAACCCUGGUCAGGGUGGACCACAACCAUCGCAAUAUGGACUUGGUUCCAGGAAUGGUAGUCCUGAAAUGGAAAAGCUAAAGCAGGCUAAGGCUAAUGAAGGCAUGACACCCGAGCAGACAAACAGGUAUGCCAGCCGUAGGCAGCAGCCCGGAGGCGUAGACAGCCAAGGCAGACCACCACAGCAGGACCCUAGGAGAGGUGAACAUGAAGGCCGCUAUCAAAGGCCUCCUUUGGAACAGCCGAGCCCACCACCGCCAAGGUUCAACCAAGGAAGACCCCCGCAGCAAGACCUGAGAAGAAACGAGAACAACGAAGACAGGUAUUGCCGUCCCCAGGACAACCAAAGGCCACCUCUGCAACAGCCUGGCCCGCCGCCCCCAAGGUUCAGCCAAGGCAGCAGACCCCCGCAGCAGGACCCGAGGGGAAACGAGAGAGGAGGCCAUGUCCCGCCGUAUAGCAGCCAGCGGCCGCAGUUCCAGCAAUCGAAUCCGAACGCCGAGCCAUCAGCAGGGAACCCUGCUUCGACAGCAGCCAGAAGCGUGGGCGUAUUCAGCAGCCGAAAGCCAGGCACGGCAUCCGAGCCGAAGAAGACGGCGGACGGCGGUCUGUCUGGUGGUGCCGGUAAGCCUGCCGAUACCGGCCCGGCCAAAAGCUUCGGGAUAUUCAGUAAACCUAAAAAGGGAAGCUCAUGAGAAAGAACGAGGUUGGCGGCGACGCUUGCGAAGAACGAUACUAGGUUUUUGUGGCGAAAGCCGCGAUACAAGAGAGGAAAUAACUAAUAUUCUGCCUUUGAGGAUGUGUUUUUCGCGGUGGCUGUCUAUUUGACACGGGACGGUUGGAAAUUGACUAGCAAGCAAUGUACUACCAUUUUGUUGUUAUUAUUCAUUUGGCCUAAAUAAAUAAUUGAUGAACAUCAUUAUUGGUUGAUCUUUAUGCAAACACAAGAUGAACCCAUGCA